AACAAGUUGCCAACAAAAAUAUCAUUUCAAAUAAAAACACAACUUCAAGAUGUUAACGACACACAAUCGACAAUUUAUUUUAUUGGCAACGUUUAUUGCCGUAUUAAUUCCGCUGAAUAAAUGUUUUGAAUUACCCUUCCUACAAUCCUGCACAUAUGAGGAUGAAAAAUGUCACAUAGAACAAGUGAAUAAAUUCUUUGAAAUGUAUGGCAAUGGCAUUGAAGAAUUGGAUAUACCCACCUUAAGUCCCAUGCAUUUAGGUGAUAUUACCAUUAAAGGCAAUAACAAUGAUAAUUUCAAUUUACAAUUGUUUAUGGAAAAUGUGGAUUUAUAUAAGUUUCCCGUUGUAAAAUGUCAAAGUAUUAAAGGUUUCUCCAAAGAGGGUAAAGCAAUGCGUGUAGUUUUAAAAAUGUUCUCACCUCAACUUAUCAUCAAGGCCCAUUGUCGGGUAAAGGGUAAACUAUUACUUUUUAAUGUAGCCGGUGAUACGGAUUUGAAUAUUGAUAUUAAAAAUGUUACCACUACCAUGAAGGCAAGAUGUUCGCCUUUCGUGAAAGAUGGUGUGACUUACUAUAAGGCGGAAGAGUUGAAACCUAAAUUGGAUAUUGGAAGUCUUUCCACCUCUUUUAAAAAUUCCACAUUAUUUAAUGGUGAAGAAAUCUUUAUGGAAACUUUUGCCGAUACUAUCAAUGAAAAUUGGGAAGUUUUACGUGAUGAAAUUGAACCUCAUUUGAAUGAUGCUGUUGCAAGAGUAUCUAUUGGUACUCUUAAUAAGAUUUUAGCCACCAUGCCUUUUGAUAAGUAUUUCAAGAAGUCUGAAUAGGUUCUCAGACGUUCAAAUACAUAUAAAGUGGUAUUAAUAGUAAUAAAGACUAAAAUAUGUUUCAUUUGAAA
Lucilia cuprina (Australian sheep blowfly) is the source of this 894-nucleotide messenger RNA. RefSeq names its product circadian clock-controlled protein daywake-like. NCBI's taxonomy places the organism in Eukaryota, Metazoa, Arthropoda, Insecta, Diptera, Calliphoridae. The record is from RefSeq and is a predicted model, not a curated record. The transcript is spliced from 3 exons. Bases 50 to 823 code for a protein of 257 amino acids.